Molecule: messenger RNA, 1287 nt
Organism: Python bivittatus (Burmese python)
Lineage: Eukaryota; Metazoa; Chordata; Lepidosauria; Squamata; Pythonidae
Gene: DUSP26
Product: dual specificity phosphatase 26
Biological process (GO): protein dephosphorylation; negative regulation of MAPK cascade
Cellular component (GO): cytoplasm
Molecular function (GO): protein tyrosine/serine/threonine phosphatase activity; MAP kinase phosphatase activity
Source: RefSeq, a predicted model, not a curated record
GUGAAGACUGCAGCCUUUUUUCCUCCUUGCAGCCACAGCGUCAGAAGCAGCAGCAGGAGCAGCAGCACAAAGAAGGGGAGAAAUGGCUGGCUAGAUCUGCCAGCCGCUUCCUUCCUGACUGAGAAAAAUCACAGCUUUGACAAAGACUAGAAACCGACCGUGGGUGGUGGUCACAGCAGAAAUACUGUCCCGGUCCCAGCCCAGCCCCCUCAAGUGGCCCGGGAUGCAACAGGGGGCACAGCAGCACCCAUGGCCUUCAUGUCUCGAUUCUCCCGGAAUACAUCCAGACCUCCUGUCUGGAGGACUCAUGAUGACACAGUCAACCAUCCUAUCCUCAGUGUUUUUGAGCUGGAGAGACUCCUGUACACAGGGAAAACAGCCUGUAACCAUGCUGAUGAGGUCUGGCCAGGACUUUACCUGGGAGAUCAAGAUAUAGCAGCCAACCGACGUGAGCUGGCACGACUGAACAUCACUCACAUCCUCAAUGCUUCUCAUAGCAAGUGGCGGGGAGGUGCAGAUUACUAUGAAGGCACUGGCAUCUGUUACCUAGGCAUUGAGGCACAUGACUCGCCCACCUUUGAUAUGAGCCCCUACUUCCAGCCAGCAGCAGAUUUCAUCCACAAAGCACUGAGCAGGAGUGGAGGGAGGAUCCUUGUCCACUGUGCUGUGGGGGUAAGCAGAUCAGCCACCCUGGUCCUUGCCUACCUCAUGAUUUACCACCGCUUGACCUUGGUGGAGGCCAUAAAGACCGUCAAGGACCACCGAGGCAUCAUUCCCAACCGGGGUUUCCUGCGCCAGUUGACUACCCUGGACAACUCCCUCAGGCUGAAGCGGAGACCAUAAGCGGAUGAGUCAUUGGGAAACCAUGACAGUGUAGUUUCUGUUGGUAGACAUGAGGCAUUUCUAGCCUUAUUUUGGGCUCAGGUAACCCUGACCUUCCACAGAUUCUGCCUCAUAGAAGUUCAGCUACAACAUUUCAAGAUGUACAAGGUCAUCAACCUCUAAUGUUCUCAGAAGUUAGGUUCAGGUGUCAUCUGGAAGUGAGCAAGUUCAGGUUUCUGAGAGGAAGAUGUUUUAUUUCUCCCUCUCCCAGUUGGCUUUCAAGAGCCAUUUUCCAAGACAAUGUCCCAACCUCAUACUGAGGAAGCUUUAAUGCUGAAAUUCCCAUGGAGUAAUAUGUGUUGUGACCCGUUUCCUCCUAUUUGCUUCUAGCUUUUGUUUUAAAAAAGUGGGCAAGCCCCAAUGUAUUUUAACAAUCAAAAUAAAGUUCUACAGAACAUAAAGGCA